Molecule: messenger RNA, 1242 nt
Organism: Aspergillus oryzae RIB40
Lineage: Eukaryota; Fungi; Ascomycota; Eurotiomycetes; Eurotiales; Aspergillaceae
Exons: 3
Coding region: 1-1242 (413 amino acids)
Source: RefSeq, a predicted model, not a curated record
AUGCCUUAUAAUACUCGUCGAAAGUCACUGUCACUUCCGUCGCUAGGGAUUCAUCUCCCUAGUGCCUCCCGCCGAUCCCCGUCGGCCUCGAAAUCGCCACACGCGACCGACGAGCAACUGCCUCCCUCCAAGAAAGUAAAGAGGUCGCACGACUCGUCUUCACUAUCUCCAGAGCCUACCUCGGUGUCGAUAUCGACUACGAAGGAGCAGUUGCCUGUACGUUCGCUUGGUCGGCGCGGGGCGUUUGAACAAACGCCACCCCCAUCGCCUAUUGAUGGAAAUGUCGCGCCCAAGAUCGAUACGGAGGGUAUCAACGAUGAUAUUGUGGUCGGCGUGAUCGAGCAGUUGGAGAAGACAGGCAAUCGUCCGCAUUUGGUCAAAGAGCUCGCAGCCGUCCUAGUGACGCUCAAUGAGAAUGUCGCAAACUCCGCCAAUCCCGCCGCGCUCCUUUCUUCUCGGUUGAGCACAUACAUGAAGCGUCCGUGGACAGCGCUCGCACCGUGUCCUCUGGCGAAGGAGCUUAUUCCAGUUCACCCUCGCAAAGUGUAUUAUUAUUUGACAACGCUACCUCGCCAACCUCUUCCUGAGAACUCGGACGAUAUCAUUAUCCCGGGUGUAGAGGGAAAGAACGUCACUCCCAGCGUGUCCAGCGCUGACCUGGACGAGGAAGACGCGUUGGCGCGGGAACGAUCGCGCCUCAGCCCAAGCCCCGAGGUGGAUCUGUCCCCCCCGGACUUUGAGGAAGAGAAUAUUGAUCUGGAUGCUCGCGAUGAUAGCGUGGCUAGACAAUGUGCGACUGAUUUCGACCAUCAGCAUGCGCGCCUCAUGCACUCGAACCGGGCCGCUUCUCCUCCGUUGGAGGGUGACGAGAAGGAAUUCACUCAGACUGCCAGUGCUGUUCGCGAGCGGGCCUCAGAGCAAAAAGCAAGCCAGCUCGAAAAGGCCAAAGGACCCUUCUCGGCCCUUUCGGAGGGGCUUAGCGAACUGGAUGAUGGGGCCAUGAGCAUCGCUGGAACUCCUGUUGAAGAUAGUCCGCUCUCGUCCAUUAAUGGGGACCGCAUUGGGGUUCCAGAUCUUGAUAUGAAGAUGUCGGAUCUGGUUGAACAGGACAGUAAGAUGUCUCUGGCCCCCAGGACCAUGGCAGACACAGAUGUUGAGAUGGUCUUCGAAUCCUGGAGAGACUUGCAAAAUCCUGAGAGUGUCGAUGUCCAUGAGCUCGAUGAGAUGUUCGGAGAGAUCUGA